AUGGGGCUAACCGCGCCCAACACUUACGAGGCAGGGGAGAUGCUUCGUUGCGAAAGCAAGGUGAGGCUGGGUCAGCACAGCCUGCGUGCUGAUGAAGACGCUGGGCAGUAUGUCUCUGUCAGACGCUCCAUCCCACACCCCCUCUACAACAUGAGCCUCCGAAAGCUCACCUUUCUCUGCCCGGAUGCUGACAACAGUCACCUGAUGCUGCUUCAGCUGAGUGAGCCAGCCAACGUCACAGAGGCUGUGAGCGUGACGAGCCUGCCCACCGAGGAGCCGAAGCUGGGGAGCCAUUGCCUGGCAUCUGGCUGGGGCAGCACCAGGCCAGAGAAGUGUAUGCCUGGGACACUGCAGUGUGUGGAUCUCAACCUCAUGUCUAAGGACGUCUGUAAGAAGGCUUACUCGAAGAGGGUGACAGGAUUCUUGUGGUGUGCUGGGCACCAGGAAGGCUGCAAAGAUACCUGCAUGGGUGACUCUGGAAGCCCACUCAUCUGUGAUAGGAUGCUCCAAGGGAUGGAGUGGUGA
Mus pahari (shrew mouse) is the source of this 525-nucleotide messenger RNA. RefSeq names its product kallikrein-2-like. Bases 1 to 525 code for a protein of 174 amino acids. Lineage: Eukaryota; Metazoa; Chordata; Mammalia; Rodentia; Muridae. The record is from RefSeq and is a predicted model, not a curated record. Gene Ontology annotation, molecular function: serine-type endopeptidase activity. The transcript has 5 exons. Gene Ontology annotation, biological process: proteolysis.